Molecule: messenger RNA, 1897 nt
Organism: Pogona vitticeps (central bearded dragon)
Lineage: Eukaryota; Metazoa; Chordata; Lepidosauria; Squamata; Agamidae
Source: RefSeq, a predicted model, not a curated record
AUGAAUGAAAGGAUCCUCAUGACCCCAAGCUACCUGCUUAUGUCUGUCUUAAGAAGAUGCAUGUGUAAGCGCAUCCAAAACGAAGAUGGAGAAGCAACCGUCGUUGUGGAAAACGACCAUUACAUGGACGACUUUUUCCGGCAGGUUGAGGAACUCAGGAAGCUCCUUUCCAAAAUCGCGUCUGCAGUGGAAGCCGUAAAAAAGAAGCACAGUAUCAUUCUUUCAGCCACACAUCCCAAAGACAAAACGAAGGAAGAACUUGAAGCCUUGAACAAAGAAAUCAGGAAAACGGCGAACAGCAUGCGUGCUAAAUUGAAAGCCAUUGAGCAAAGUUUAGCUCGGGAUGAGAACGUUAACCGGGCGUUGUCGGCUGAUUUCAGAAUACGAAAAUCCCAGUACUCAACACUGACCCAGCAAUUUGUGGACAUCAUGACGGCAUAUAACACAGCUCAGACUGUCUUCCGGGAGCGCACCAAGGAUCAGAUACGGCGGCAAUUAGAAAUCACUGGAAAAACCACAACCGACGAAGAACUGGAAGACAUGUUGGAAAGUGGCAAUCUUUCUAUUUUCACUUCUGACAUCAUUUUGGACACCAAAAUUACCCGGCAAGCUCUCAACGAGAUUGAGGCGCGCCACAAAGAUAUAAUAAAACUGGAAUCCAGUAUCCAGGAGCUGCAUGAAAUGUUCAUGGAUAUGGCCAUGAUGGUGGAGGUUCAGGGUGAAAUGGUCAACAGCAUCGAGGAGCAUGUAGUAAAAGCGUCGGAAUAUGUAGAACAGGCGAAGGAAGAGACCAAAAAGGCAGUCAAGUAUCAAAGCAAAUCUCGUAGGAAACUGAUAUUCAUAAUAAUUUGUGUAUCUGUCUUGAUCGUCAUUCUUGCCAUCGUCCUAGCGGUGAGCUUCUCCUAACAACCAGCCUGUCGGAAGGCUCAAGGGGGCCCGUCUGAAUCACGCCGACAGAGAAACCCAAACCGCCUUGUUCUUUUCAAGAUGCCUUUCUCUUGCCGUCUUAAGAUAUAUUUUGUUUGGCCAGUGAUGACCUGUUUAACUAUCCAGUAGCACGGAUAUGCUUUGAUACCCGCGCAUCUGAACCAAAUUGUAACUGGUGUUACUGGGGGUUUUUCCCCCACCUCCAAAGCAGAAAAUAGGCUAGAAAGCCUCUCGUUGCAGACUUGAGUUCAAAGGCUGCCUUUAAAGAAUUCUGCACCGUUUUGGAGACGAAUUCUGAUUUCCCAUUCCUCAACUUUAACCAUUGUAGAAUUGGGAGGGAUUCCCGCCUGGAAACACAGUUCUUUUUCAAUUUGGCUUUGUACCCCAUUAUUCACAUUCCUAAUCUAAAAAUCUUGUUCUAAAGUUCAGAGGAGCGACCUUUUCUUAAUAACCCUUUGACCAACCAUCUUAAAACACACUUCUUCUGGAGGUAAGUUUCCCUGAGCUGACUGAAGUUGUCUUCAUAAACAAAAUGUGAUGAUGAUGGACAUGGAAAGUCACUUUUUCAUGCCCCUAGUUUUAAUGUUUUAAGAAGCCGUAAACUUGCGCCUCAUGUCAGUCGGUAAAAUAAAUAGAUGCUUUUCCUUUGCAGUGACCUUACAAACACUUUUGUUUAAAGCUAAAACACUAUUGCGAGUGGCGUGGCUUUGUUUGCUUCCAAACAUGGGCAGCUAAAUAACUUUGUCAGCAUCUGGAAGUAAAGGUGUCGAACUGUUGGAAACCUUUAAACAUUUCAGCAAUAACCAGACAAUUGUAUUUUGCCUUGCUAUUUUCUUUUUUUAUAUAUAUGGUGUUUAUUUCUAUGUAAAAUAUUUGUAACUGUGUUUUUGUGAUUUCUUGUUUAAACAUCAGUGUCAGUUAUUUAUAUUGUGAAAUAAACCACAUAACGUGUGCCUUUUUAAAACAACAA